AUGGACGCAAUGAUGUUCCACGGCCUUAUCGCCGUCGAAAGCGCACCUCCUCUCGAACUUCCCUCUGCUCCCGGGAAGGCCGUGCCCCGGACCUACCCCGGCGCUCCGCAAGAGGUUCAGCUGCCUAUCGAACUCCAACCACUUUCCCGGACUCCGAGAUCCAACAAGUCGGCUUCAACAUACCGAAUCAACCUCGUUUCUACAUUCGGCAAAGACAAUGGCCCUCGGCCCGUCACAACGACAACCACCAUCUUCAGUUCUGGCCCCGAGCUGGAGGACCAGAGCCGUCCUGGAACUCCCAAGGACUCUUUGAACGAUGAUAGCGCAAACAGCGAUAGCGUCGAAGCGAUGCAAAGCAUCAUGGAGCCUUACAUGAACCGCUGGCGGCUGUUAGCGAUGUGUCUGAUUUGUUUUAGCAACGGCAUGAGCGAUUCCGCGCCGGGUGCUUUGAUCCCCGCUAUGGAAAAAUACUACUCCAUAGGCUACGCCAUCGUCUCCCUCAUCUUCGUCGGCAACGCCCUCGGCUUCAUCGCCGCCGCCUUCUUCGUCGACGCCAUCCGCGAGCGGCUCGGGCGCGCCAAGACGCUUGCCGUCGGCCAGGGCCUCAUAUCACUGGGGUACAUCCCCAUGAUUGCCACCGCUCCGUACCCCGCCAUCGUGGUGGGCUUCUUCUUUGUUGGGUUCGGCAUGUCAAUUAACCUGGCCAUGGGCAACGUGUUUUGCGGAUCGCUGAGUAAUUCGACUACUGCUUUGUCGAUGAUGCACGGCUCGUAUGGUAUUGGAGGUACCGUCGGCCCGCUGCUGGCGACGGCGAUGGUAACGGUUUUUGAAGUGGUCUGGAGUCGGUAUUAUGCGUUGAGCUUGGGGUUGACGGUUUUGGGGGGCGUAUGUGGGACUUGUGCGUUUUGGCAUUAUGAGAGGGAUACCCAGCAGCACUUGGGUUCUACUGGUGGAAGUGGUGGUCAGUCGGGCUCAACGGCGGCACCCAAACGUGACUGGCGCGCCGACGUCACGGCUAUGGUUUCCGCGCUGUCCAACAAGGUGGUACUACUUGGUGCGCUGUUCAUCUUCGCCUACCAAGGCGCCGAAGUUAGUAUCUCCGGCUGGGUGAACACCUUCUUGAUGGACUCGCGCCAUGUGCACGACGGCUCGGUCGGUUACGUCACUGCUGGUUUUUGGGGCGGCAUCACGCUGGGAAGGUUUCUACUGGCGCCGCCGGCGCAUCGGAUCGGGGAGAAAUUGUUCGUCGUCAUUGUCGUCGUGGGAGCGUGUGCGUUUCAGCUCGUGGUUUGGCUGGUGCCCAACCUGAUCGGAAACGCGGUGGCUGUUGCCAUUGUUGGUCUGCUGCUGGGACCUGUGUAUCCGUGUGCUGCGGCAGUGUUUAUGCGGAAUAUUAGCAAGCAGAAGCAGGUUAGCGGGAUGGGCGUGAUCUCCGCGUUUGGAAGCUCGGGAGGCGCGGCGGCUCCGUUUACAACGGGUUUGUUGGCGCAGGCGGCUGGCACGUUUGUGCUGCAUCCGAUUGUUAUUGGGUUGUUUGUGGUUAUGAUGAUUUGUUGGUAUGGUCUGCCCAACAAGCCCAAGAGAAGCGAGUAA
Messenger RNA from Neurospora tetraspora, 1593 nucleotides. RefSeq names its product major facilitator superfamily domain-containing protein. NCBI's taxonomy places the organism in Eukaryota, Fungi, Ascomycota, Sordariomycetes, Sordariales, Sordariaceae. Gene Ontology annotation, cellular component: membrane. The transcript is spliced from 2 exons. Gene Ontology annotation, molecular function: transmembrane transporter activity. The record is from RefSeq and is a predicted model, not a curated record. The coding region runs from base 1 to 1593 and encodes 530 amino acids. Gene Ontology annotation, biological process: transmembrane transport.